Messenger RNA from Quercus lobata, 947 nucleotides. RefSeq names its product protein P21-like. The record is from RefSeq and is a predicted model, not a curated record. The transcript has a single exon. The coding region runs from base 40 to 717 and encodes 225 amino acids. NCBI's taxonomy places the organism in Eukaryota, Viridiplantae, Streptophyta, Magnoliopsida, Fagales, Fagaceae.
CCACUAAAUCUUAUUGCUAAUCUCUUAUUAAUCCACAAAAUGAGCCUCUCCAAACACCUACCCAUUUUCUUCUUCCUCUUAAUAACUCUUUUAAGUGCCUUAGCCCAUGCAGCCAGAUUUGAUAUAAGAAACAAUUGUCCCUUCACAGUCUGGGCAGCAGCCGUGCCCGGUGGUGGCAGGCGGCUCAACCCACGCGAGUCUUGGCCCCUUGACGUCAAUGCUGGCACAAAAGGGGCCCGCAUUUGGGCUCGAACUGGGUGCAAUUUCGAUGGUUCUGGGCGUGGCAAAUGUCAAACCGGUGACUGUGGUGGACUUCUUCAAUGCCAAGCCUAUGGUGCACCUCCAAACACCCUUGCCGAAUAUGCGCUAAACCAAUUUCAAAACUUGGAUUUCUUUGACAUCUCUCUUGUUGAUGGGUUUAAUGUUCCUAUGGAAUUUAGUCCCACAUCUGGUGGGUGCACCAAAGGAAUAAGAUGCACCGCUGAUAUCAAUGGACAGUGCCCAACUCAAUUGAAAGCUCCUGGUGGGUGUAACAAUCCUUGUACUGUAUUCAAGACCGAUGAAUAUUGUUGCAAUUCUGGAAACUGUGGACCUACAAAUUAUUCCAAGUUUUUCAAGGAACGGUGCCCGAGUGCUUACAGUUACCCUAAGGAUGAUGCAACAAGCACAUUUACUUGCAGUGGUGGGACUAACUAUAAGGUGGUGUUCUGCCCUUGAAGCAGAACUUUGCUUUCGUACAUGAGGCAUAGAACUAGUAGCAAGUACGCAAAUAAGAGGUGUAAUAAAAGCUUUGAAGCUUUGUGAGCAUGCGUAAUUAUUGUUGCGCAGACUCUAUGAAACGUAUUCACUUUGACGUACGUUGUAUUAAAAUAUCUAUGUAAGCUUGUGCCGAAAAACAAUAAUAAUAAAAGAUCUUUAUGAAAGAUGGAAGAACUUAACGUUCAUAA